CUCGGUACCACUAUAAAAACGGUCCGCAACGAAAUGAGAGUAAUCAGUAGCCUUCGAGCAGUCUACAACAGAAGUGCACGAUGAGAGUUCUGAUCUUCACCGCCGCCGUCCUCGCCUCCGCCGCUGCAGUGCCCUCGGGCCUGCUAGCCGGUCAUGGUUUGGCCCUUGGUGCCGCGCCGCUCGCAGUGGCUCAUGCUGCACCCCUAGCUGUAGCUCACGCGGCGCCCGUCGCGGUUGCCCACGGACCCGCCCUCCCAACCAUCUCCCCCGGUGACAUCCAGGGUGCCGCCAUCGACGCCCACGUUGAAGCCUCCGACCACGCCCGCGCCGCCGUCGACGCCGCCCGCGAAUACCACGACCAAGCCGCUGAACUGCAAGGCCGCGCCAUCAACGCUGCUGAAGACCACUCCUGGCAGGCGGUCGACGCCGUGAAGACCGCUGAGGCUCAGUUGGACGGCGCCGCCGCCGGUGCCGCCCCCGUCAUCGCCAAGCAGCUGGCCGGUCGCGUGGCCCCCGCCGUGGUCGGACACGCCGCGUACGCCGCCGCCCCCGUGGUGGCUGCGCACGGUGCCUACGCCGCCGCACCCGCUGCCUACGCCGCGCCCGCUGCCUACGCCGCGCCCGCUGCAUACGCCGCGCCCGCUGCAUACGCCGCCCCCGCGCUGGCCGCCAGCAAAACAGUCGUGACCCAAUCCCUCUCCCAGUCUCACCCCGCCCCCCUCAUCCACUCCGCCGUCGUCGCCCCCGUGGCGUACGGCGCGCACGGUCUCGGAUACGCCCAUGGCCUCGCGCACGGAUGGUAAACUGUGAUUUAAGUUAUUUAGAUACCAAAUGUAAUAAUACUCAAAUGUUUGGAAUGUAUAUAAAUUAAAAAAAAUAUAUAAAAUAUGCAACAGUGGCGAGGAUGUGUGUGAAUAAAUGAAAUAGUAAUUAUAUAAA
Messenger RNA from Galleria mellonella (greater wax moth), 939 nucleotides. Its product is annotated as cuticle protein 38-like. Lineage: Eukaryota; Metazoa; Arthropoda; Insecta; Lepidoptera; Pyralidae. The coding region runs from base 81 to 803 and encodes 240 amino acids. The record is from RefSeq and is a predicted model, not a curated record. The transcript has 2 exons.